AUGAUCUCUCUCUUCAGAAAGGUCUUAUUCUUCAUCUAUAAAUCUCCAAAUACUCGUCUUGGUAGGAAUAUCGCCAUUGUUUUUUGUCUUAUUUUGUUAUUUUUACAUCACUUUUCCCUACUCUCUCUCUCUCUUCUUUCUUUCUUUCUUUCUUUCUUUCUUUCUUUCUUUUGUGUCUGUUUCUCUCCUCUCUCGACUUCUUUCAUUUUGACUUCUUUCUUUCUUUCUUUCUUUUCUAAUUUUUUCCGUUACUUCUCUCUCCUCACUUUCCCGCCUUUUUUCUAUAUUAAUUUCCCCGCUACUCUUUCUCUCUCUCUCUCUCUCUCUCUCUCUCUUUCCUUUUUCUCUCUAUUUCCUUUUUCUCUCUCCUUCUCUCUCUCUCCCCUUAUCUCUCUCCUUCACGCUCUUUCCUUCUCUCUUUCUUUGUGUUUUUCUCUCUCUGUGUUUCUCUCUUUCUCUCUGUGUCUCUCUCCCUCUGUGUUUCUCUCUCUGCUGCUCACUCUCUCUCUACUCACUCUCUCUCUCUGCUGCACUCUCUCUCUCUGCUGCACUCUCUCUCUCUUUACUGCUCAUUCUCUCUGCUACUGCUCACUCUCUCUCUGCUUCUCACUCACUCUCUCCGAGCUUCUCAUUCUCUCUCUCUGUCUCUCAGCGCUUCUCACUCACUCUAUCUCUCUCUGCGCUUCUCACUCUCUCUCUCUUCACUUGUCUCUCUCUAUGUGCUUCUCUCUCUUACUCUCUCUUUCUCUCUCUCAGCGCUUCUCACUCACUCUAUCUCUCUCUGCGCUUCUCACUCUCUCUCUUCACUUGUCUCUCUCUAUGUGCUUCUCUCUCUUACUCUCUCUUUCUCUCUCUCUGCGCUUCUUUCCCUCUCUCUCUCUUUCUCUCUCCCUCCCUCUCUCUCUGCGAUGUUCUCUAACCGAACAUCCAAAUUAA
Acanthosepion pharaonis is the source of this 936-nucleotide messenger RNA. The record is from the annotation of a GenBank genome assembly. Lineage: Eukaryota; Metazoa; Mollusca; Cephalopoda; Sepiida; Sepiidae.